ACUCAACAAGCUAUCUGUGGAUUAAUUCAUGCAUUUUUUGAGAAGUAGAAAAUGCAGUCCAUAGAGGGGUCCUCCCCUGCUGGCUGCUCAGCUUUGCACUUCUUCUAACAACUUCUACCAGCCUACGUCGAAAUCAAGCUCAUUGGAGCAGCGUGUCCGCAAGAGAAUGAUAGCUGGUGACUAACAGUGUUCUGCUCCAAAUAAAGCAGAAUCAGAAGACCCAAACCGGCUCCAGCAUGACGGGGGAGAUCGGAGGCCCUUCUGGGCCGCCGCUCAAACUCUCUUGUCCGGGAGAGGAAGAGGAGGUCAAGGAGGAGGAGGACGAAGAGGAGAAGGGCAAGAGGUAUUGCCAAGUCCCAGGUGACAAAGUUAAACACCUGCAGGAGGACACCGAAUCCUUGGACAAUCUUGCAGAAAGUGAAAUGUGCACCCCGCAGUGUCGGAUCUGCUUCCAGGGCCCAGACAAGGGAGAACUAUUGAGCCCCUGCCGCUGUGAUGGCUCUGUGCGCUACUCUCACCAGUCUUGCCUUGUCCGCUGGAUCGGGGAAACAGGCUCCUGGAACUGUGAGAUCUGCCGCUUUAAGUACCGAGUUCAUUCCGUUUGCACCAAGAACCCACUGAAGUGGCAAUCCAUCUCUCUGACCUUGAUUGAAAAGGUACAGAUUUCAGCCAUUAUCCUGGGCUUGAUGUUCCUCAUAGCUAGUUUGGGUUGGCUUAUAUGGUCAAUUGUCAGCCCCUUUGCAGAAUUCCAGCGUAAUAAUUAUAUCUUUCAGAUAUUAUACGGCAUGUACGUCUUCAUGGACUUCGUUUGUAUAGGACUUCUAAUCCAAGAAGGACCGUCUGUCUACCGGAUCAUAAGGCGCUGGCAUACAAUGAACAAAAAGUGGAGAGUACUAAAUUAUGACAAAACAAAAGACUUGACCAGUUCUAGAAAGAAACACCCCCGUGAUGUGCAAAGUGACACUGCGGAAGUUCCACACAACGGGCAGGAGCCGAGACGGUCUUGUAUUACCUUCUACGUUUGCAAUAUUAUUCUGAGCAUCCGCAACAGGCUAAGAAGGCCCAACAACAACAACCGUGCCGACAACCAUGAGGCCGUCAUGAGGGUGACCACUGUAUAGCAGGGUCAGAAGCAGAGUUGAACUUCAAUCCAACCCACAC
Molecule: messenger RNA, 1161 nt
Organism: Syngnathus acus (greater pipefish)
Lineage: Eukaryota; Metazoa; Chordata; Actinopteri; Syngnathiformes; Syngnathidae
Product: E3 ubiquitin-protein ligase MARCHF9-like
Exons: 4
Coding region: 237-1121 (294 amino acids)
Biological process (GO): protein ubiquitination
Molecular function (GO): zinc ion binding; ubiquitin-protein transferase activity
Source: RefSeq, a predicted model, not a curated record